ACCCAGUAAGAAAAAAAAGUAGACUAAUCUCGAGCACUUUUACAAAUUAUUAAGGGGACAUCCAUAAAUUAUGUGACACCAAAAUUGUGCUUGGCUUUCUAGGCCCCCUCCCCCUUUAACACAUGUUACAUAAAUAGGCACAAUAUCAUUGGAGCCUUGAAUCCCUCCUCUUGCAUGACAUAAUUUAUGGACGGCCCCUCACAUCAACUGGGUUAUUCCUACCGCUAAUGUGUGUCACAAUACCCUGUCACUGUAGCGGUAGCUUCUGUUCUCGUUUAUGUAGUGAUUCAUGGUUUGUUUGGUAAACAAAACCGGGCGAUAAGUGAACACAAUUUUUAAUCAUUUAUUCAAUUAUCAAUUGAGUCAUGGAUUUCAAUGGAUCACGACAAUUGACACCUUCCCCACGGCAUCAAGGACAACGAUCCGUUGCAGACGAAGAUCUCGACCGAGCAGGCGUCAACAAUGACCUCAAAAAUCUUUCUUCAAUUGACAAACGACAAGUUAUUUCUCAUUCAGAUGAUACGCCAAACUCGUCUCAAGAAGAUCCUUCCUGUUCUUUUUCAUUUACCGUGAUGUCAACCAGAACCUGUGACCGUGACGAUGCCACAUCCGAACAAAACACGGACACACAAAGCGAUGAAGAAAUCCAGAUUGUGUACGAAACAAUCGACCGUUCCGGCGACGAAUCUACUCCUCUCAACUCAACGGAAAAUGGAGACGUCGCCCCAGAAUCCGAAGAUGAACAAGGACAAGAAAUAUCCAUCAUAAAACCUCAAAGACGUCCAACUGCUUUUGGACGAUUCCCGAAACUUCCAAGAAGACCACAUCGGGUUCUCCGGAUUAAUGCUCCUGUGCCUCCUCCUCGUCCACGUGGUCGUCCGAACAAGGAUUCCUUACGAAAGUACCAAAACGACCCUGCCCAUGUUGCCUAUCGAGCUGCCCUUGAGAAAUAUGAAGCUGAGCGAACCAAUAUAAUCCACCGGAGAUCAAGCGCCAAGGUGUGGCACGAAGCCAAUCUUCCACAUCGAGACCAGCCAUCCAGAAGAGCGAAGACAUCUUCCAAUCUGGGUGAAAAACUGCAAUCCGUGAGUAGCGCUGAAAAUAUUUCGGAAUUGAAGAAACGAAGUAUUUCAAAAGCAAAAUCUACUUCGGGAAACCGUCGCGAGGGGUUAACUUCCAAGCGACGACCGGCGAAAUCUUUAUCCAGGAGAGCGAAAUCUAUUGCGAAAAAUACCGAAAAAUUGAGACACUCACGAUACCGUGGUACUCAAAGAAGAUCAGUCACGCCGGAAAAUUGGUCACUUGCAAGCUCAUCACCUCAUUACACAACUUCACCUAUUUCGACACGACCAUCUUCCUCUGCAGCUUCGUCAAGGGUCCGUUUGUUACCUCCGAGAGAUGAACCAUUCCAGGGGGACGAGAUGACAAACCGGAAAGUCGCCAAGUGGAACUUUGAAAAAUGUGAAGCCAAAGACGGAAAACUUGGCAUAAGGGUCCCUCAGCAUGAGACUGAGAAAAUCAGAUCGUGGAAUCAAACCAAAAACCUCUCGCCUUCACAACAGGAUUCGAUUGCUAUGUUUAAUGCGGAAUUUGAAACACAACUUCGGGAAGCUAUGCAUGCACUAAUUGAAUCUGCAUUCAUGAAGGAACAAUUCGAAACGGAGAAUGUCACUUUGCAAGUACGAGAAGGCGACAACGUAGCUGAAUUACAAGUCCCUCUAUUUGUGAAAUCGAAACGUCUGAAAUGCAUAGACCCAGAACGUGUAAUUAACACUAUUUGGUCAGGAUUGCGAGAUUCGAUAUUGAACGUGGACUUUCUCCCGGUUCCGGACCCGCCAGCCAUUAUCAACUCGCAGGCCAACGAUGGAUAAAUCAAAAACGAACAAUAAUCCAUUAGUGAAUUAAUUAUGUAAGUAAUAUACUUUUGACUUAGGUAUGUAUUUAUUACAAUGCUAUUGAAUUCUUAAAACUAUGCAUGGAAUCUGUAAUAUGUAGAUAUUUUAGAUUUUCUGCAAAAUAAAUUAAUUUGUUGCAAGAAAAA
This is a messenger RNA of Folsomia candida, 2041 nucleotides long. RefSeq lists its product as uncharacterized. Bases 366 to 1871 code for a protein of 501 amino acids. The record is from RefSeq and is a predicted model, not a curated record. The transcript has 4 exons. NCBI's taxonomy places the organism in Eukaryota, Metazoa, Arthropoda, Collembola, Entomobryomorpha, Isotomidae.